CUCCACACCCGGCUCUAUCAGAUAAAGGCCUCGCAAUCAGAUAGCAAACUAUACCUCAGACAAUGACACGAACGAAAAGUACAGCGCGACGCAGCUUUCCAACAUGGCCUCUCUCCCUCAAGACUGUUCGCUACAACCUGCAUACGACGACGACGACAAAAAACAGGCUCCCGAAGACAAUUGCGAAGCUGGUACUCGGGCUUUGAACGAGGGUGACUUGCGUCGCCUGUAUCGCAAGGUCGAUAUGGUCAUCCUACCUGUGAUUUGGCUAUGUCAGGGGGUUCAACAAGCAGACAAGCUGGGUCUUGCGACGCAGGCAACUAUGGGAUUGCGAAAAGACACUCACCUGGUUGGACAACAAUUUGCAUACUUGAAUACCAUUUUUUUUAUCGCGUUCCUCGUCUGUCAAUGGCCCGCUCAAUAUCUGUUACAGAGAGGAUCGCCGCGAAUCGUUCUGACACUGGCGGUUUUGGGAACGGGUAUCAUCGUGAUGUGUGUUGCGUUCGCUCGAAAUUGGGCCGGUUUGAUGGUCAUCAGGGCGGUUCAAGACGGUAUUGAAUGCGCUAUCCAACCCGGUAUCCUACUUGUCAUCGGAAGCCUGUAUACAAGGCAGAUGCAUGUCACUCGGAGUUUGGUUUGGGGAUCCGCCAAUGCAAGCUUCAACAUCUUUGUCGAUUGGGUCAUGUACGGAAUCGGAAAGGCCGCGGACGCUCAUCCCAACGGCCUCGCUGCGUGGAAGGGUAUUGCGUUUUUCCUUGGGGGAUUUACAAUCCUCCUUUCACUAGUCGUCUACUUCACCCUAGGGACUUCGAAUGAGCUGCACUGGCUCACUCCAGACGAGAAGGCGAUGAUCAAGGACAGACUCGAGGCUGAAAAGCUAGUAGGUCAAGAUCGCCACCGAAACUGGGACAAAGAAGAGGCGACGAGGGCUUUGAGAGAUCCUCAAACUCACUUCUUUUGGCUGGCGACAAUGUUGAGCGCCAUGCCGUCUACCGUCAUCACAACUUUCGGCCGUCUGAUAUACAAAUCGUUCGGGUUCUCUUCAUUGGAGGUGCUGGACAAAGGUACUAUUCCUCGGCACGUCCUGUCCAUCUUCUGGUUUGUCAUCGUCGGGCUGAUUUGUCACAAGAAGAAGAACUUCCGUCUCGUCAUGGCCAUCGCAGGGCUAGUGCCUGGUUUUGCUGGUUUGCUUGUCGUCGGACUGUUGCCAGCCACGCCUUCCAAUCAGUGGCCCAAAUGGGUGGGCUUGAUGAUAUCAGUGACAACGGUUCCUAGCAGCUUCUUGGUAUGGACUCUGAUCCCAUCGAAUGUCACAAAUCCAACGAGGAAGACAGUUACCAGCUCGUUGACGUUUAUAGCCCUUUGCGCUCGAUAUGAACCUGACGUCUUCACACGAACAGUCGGCUCCCAGAUCCCAAGAGCAAAAGACGCGCCAACUUACCUCCCAGCAGUCAUAGCUUGCAGCGCCAUCAUAGGAGCAGAAAUUGCACUAUUCAUCGGUAUGCGAGUUUAUUACAUUCACGCCAACAGACGCUUAGCGUCUCGAGCCACCGAUGUCCACAGACAGUGA
Molecule: messenger RNA, 1570 nt
Organism: Filobasidium floriforme
Lineage: Eukaryota; Fungi; Basidiomycota; Tremellomycetes; Filobasidiales; Filobasidiaceae
Product: major facilitator superfamily transporter
Exons: 14
Coding region: 104-1570 (488 amino acids)
Biological process (GO): transmembrane transport
Cellular component (GO): membrane
Molecular function (GO): transmembrane transporter activity
Source: RefSeq, a predicted model, not a curated record